This is a messenger RNA of Puccinia graminis f. sp. tritici CRL 75-36-700-3, 1347 nucleotides long. RefSeq lists its product as uncharacterized. Gene Ontology annotation, biological process: regulation of release of sequestered calcium ion into cytosol. Gene Ontology annotation, cellular component: sarcoplasmic reticulum lumen. The record is from RefSeq and is a predicted model, not a curated record. Gene Ontology annotation, molecular function: calcium ion binding. The coding region runs from base 1 to 1347 and encodes 448 amino acids. The transcript has 5 exons. Lineage: Eukaryota; Fungi; Basidiomycota; Pucciniomycetes; Pucciniales; Pucciniaceae.
AUGGCUGCAACUCGAUCGACCCAAGCUCACCAAACGCGCAGCAGCUCAAAAAGGACCAGUUCCGCUGCAAAGACCCAGGCCACCCAUAAAAAAGGUCAUGCAGUCAGAAAGCAAGCUAGCUCUUCCAGAAAGAAGGCAAAAUCCGGAAAGCGACAACCUAACCAUACUGAUGAGAAUACGGACGAAAAUACUGAUGAGGAUGACCACCACGAUACCACCCCUGAGCCCACAGCAACCCAGCAACAUAGGUCUUCUGCAACUGAGUCUGGCCAAUGUAACUCCGGCUCCAACAAUAUCCAACUAACUCUUGACAACUUCGAAAGCCAAUUAGACAAUUGGUCAAUACUUCAACUGCGCCAAACACUCAACAAAAACAAAGACACCCGAUCCAAUAGGAUUCCACCUGAAGUUCAAGAUCGACUCACAUUGCUUCAGAAAAACUACACCAAAAGCAAGCUCAUGCUUGGUUUGAUUGGAAAUAUUAGUGAAGCAUUUAGUGUGGAGAGUGCAAACACCCCUGUUCCUCCUCCUGGAUGCUCAAUUGGUUGGGAAGAACGCAAUGUUCACCUUGGAGAAGCUUGGGCUUUGCUUUCUGAAGAAGAGAAAGAUGUUUUUAGUCCGGUCAUCUUUCAGUAUUUCUCAAAAAUACCUUGCCAACCGGACACUGGGGACGAUGAUGAAGACACCGAAAUCGAACUCACUCCUGAAGAGAUCGAACUCUACCAACCCCUCUAUGCGAAGUUAGUAAACCAAGAAAAAGUCAAUUUAAUUAUCUCUGAAGGAGUCCAUAUUGGCAUCAACAACUCCAAGGCAUUUGAGCAGGUGGAAAGGAGUGUAGACAAGUUGAAUGGAGAACUCUUCACCAUGUCGACCUUAUACAACACAACUUACUACCUCCUUGCUGCGACAAGGGACAGCGGAGUCAAAAGUUUUUGUAAAGAGUGGUCCAACGACGUUGCUUGGCUAGCUCUUGCCAAGAAGAAUUGGAAAGCAAAAGAGAAGUUCGAGGCUUACAGUCACGGAAGAGAGAUACAAGAGGCAGUCGAGGAUGCAAGUGGGGUUAGCACAUCAAAGCAGCUUAGGGAAGCCGAUCAACUGAAAAAGGAUCUUCGAGCAGCUCUGAACCAAACACUCGCAAACACUCUUGGAAUUCCGGUCAAAGGUUGUAUCUUCCCAAAGGUACCUAAUCCUUCGGCUUGUUUGCUUAAGAAGAAUCGCCGACUGGAAAUAGUGCAGUCAGAAGGCUCAACACUUCCUAAGGAAGAAUUGAUGAAGGGGUUCAAUAAAAUGGAAAACCCUUUCAAGAAGACUGGAUUGAUGAUAUCCGAUCUGGAGCAUUUAAAAUAG